AUGUCGUCAAUAGGCCCCCAGCUUCCACUACACCUCACAAAGCGCAAGCGCACGCCAGUCGACGACGACGACGACGACGACGACGACGACAGCAAGGCGGCGGGCGGUCCUUCACAACCACCCUCCAAGAUAUCGCGACUCACCAACGACGACGAGAUUGAUCUGGACGAUGAUUCCUCAGACGACGACUUUGGCCCCAGCGCCGCCGCAGCCGGCCCCACACUCCCUACACCCUCUGCACCUACCGACAACAACAACAACAAGCCUCCAGGUCCCCGCGCCGCGGGUCCCUCCAUGCCACCAGCACAACAUACAGAAUCAGAAGCCGACCAACAUUCAAGAUCAGAACAGCCGGCAAGGCGCGUGCUCGGCCCAGCUGCACCGCCCGCGGCCUUCUCAGAGCGGCCACCACACUCACCCUCAUCAGAUGAAGACUCCGAUGACGACGACGACUACGGGCCCGCGCUGCCCACGUCGGCGCAGGCAGCACAGCGUGCAGCCGCCUCAGCAGCUGCGUCGGCCAGGCUAGCCCAAGACGCCGAGAAGGCGGCGGCUGCGGCGGCACCACCCACGAAGCGCGACGACUGGAUGAUUCGCCCGCCGCCGCCGACCAACAAGCCGGACCCGACCAAGAUCCGGGCCAAGGGCUUCGCGACCGGCCGCGCCGCCACGUCGUCCGCGGGCCAGAACCCUGGCGAGAUUGGUUCGAUGUGGACAGAGACGGCCCAGGAGCGCAAGGACCGCAUCCUCUCGCGCCGCGGGCCGGAUGCGUCUUCGUCUUCGUCGUCGGCGGCGACCACAGCCAACAAGAACCCCGGUGUUGAUGCGCGCGACGCCGCCAUCCGCGCCUACACUUCCCAGACGCGCGGCAAGUCGCUGUACGAAGAGCACCAAGCCAAACGCAAGGCCAAUGGCGGAGCGAGGACGGCCGCCGAGGAGGACGACCCCAGCAAGAGGGCGUUUGAUCGCGAAAAGGACAUGGCCGUCGGCGGGAGGGUCACCAACGCCCAGAUGAGGGACCUGAGGAAGCAGGCUGCCGACUUUGGCGGUAGGUUCAGCAAAGGAAAAUACUUGUGAUGGAUGAACAUUUAAGCCAGAUACCAAAUGGGACUGGUUGGUAGUCUUGUAGCCCAAAACCAAAAGUAAAACGUGACACGAAUGCUCGAUCAAAAUGCUGUCUGUCUCUGAGAAUCUUUUGGCCUUGAUCUAAUUGGCACUAUUCUUUCAACGUCUUCAAAAAAGACAACAAAUCUACAAAGCCUUCCUGAAAUUUUGCUCCCGAGCCUACCUGUCUCUCAUGGCCUCUGCCUCCCCUUGCC
Molecule: messenger RNA, 1319 nt
Organism: Pyricularia oryzae 70-15
Lineage: Eukaryota; Fungi; Ascomycota; Sordariomycetes; Magnaporthales; Pyriculariaceae
Exons: 1
Coding region: 1-1077 (358 amino acids)
Source: RefSeq, a predicted model, not a curated record